Molecule: messenger RNA, 549 nt
Organism: Grammomys surdaster
Lineage: Eukaryota; Metazoa; Chordata; Mammalia; Rodentia; Muridae
Product: mitochondrial import receptor subunit TOM6 homolog
Exons: 3
Coding region: 43-267 (74 amino acids)
Cellular component (GO): mitochondrion; mitochondrial outer membrane translocase complex
Source: RefSeq, a predicted model, not a curated record
CCGGUGCGACGCGCAGUCGGUACGGACGUGCUCGGUGCUGCUAUGGCUUCCAGCGGGGUGACGGUGAGCGCCGCCGGCUCGGCCAGUGAGGCCUCCGAGGUUCCAGACAACGUGGGAGACUGGCUCCGCGGCGUCUACCGCUUUGCCACCGAUCGGAACGACUUCCGGAGGAACUUGAUCCUCAAUUUGGGACUGUUUGCUGCGGGAGUUUGGCUGGCCAGGAACUUGAGUGACAUUGAUUUGAUGGCACCUCAGCCAGGGGUGUAGCUAGAGAAUGGAACUCUUGUAUAUUCAGACUUUCCAAAGACAGCCUACCGUAUGUAUGUGACCACCACAAGAUACUACCCAAGUGGCAGCUGAAGUUGACUCACUCUCCUUGCCUAAACCUACCCCUCCCGCCCCCGGGCCAGUCCCCUCAUCAGCUGAAAUGUUGCCUCUGCAGUUCUGUGUGCAGUUCUUAACUUUCUGCAGAGGGUGAUCUUUGCCCUUGUCCUCAAGAGUAGUAAUGAUUCUUGAAAAACGAUUUCAAAUAAAGCCUGCACAUAAAGA